This is a messenger RNA of Colletotrichum higginsianum IMI 349063, 2367 nucleotides long. RefSeq names its product Subtilase. Gene Ontology annotation, biological process: proteolysis. Gene Ontology annotation, cellular component: cell wall; membrane; cytosol. Lineage: Eukaryota; Fungi; Ascomycota; Sordariomycetes; Glomerellales; Glomerellaceae. Gene Ontology annotation, molecular function: tripeptidyl-peptidase activity; serine-type endopeptidase activity. The record is from RefSeq and is a predicted model, not a curated record. The transcript is spliced from 2 exons. Bases 1 to 2367 code for a protein of 788 amino acids.
AUGGUUGCUUGGAGAGCCUCUGUGGUGGCUCUGGCUAGUCUUGUGACUGUUGCUGUUGCUUCGACGGUCGAGAGGUCCGAGACAACGCCAGUUAUCGAGCAGACAAACGUUCCUGGAGCGUUCAUUGUUGAGUUUGCCGACAGCAAGGCAAGUCAACGAACCCCCAUCCCCAUCCUCACCCUUCCCACUCACUCUCACUCUUGUCGGGGCGAGCCUUUGCUAACUGCUGAUCAGGAUGCACCUGCGUUUCUAAGUCGCCUAGAGUCAGAGGCCGGCAUUGUUAAAGUGUCCCAGCGCCUCAGCCUGGACUCCAAGAUCUUCAGGGGCGUCUCCUUCAACGUCGAGGACCACGACGACAAGACUCUCAGCAGGAUCGGCUCUCUGCCCCAGGUCAAGAACAUCUGGCCCGUCCCCCUCAUCGCCGUCCCCGAGAUCGACGUCUCCUGGACCGGCAAGGACCUCAAGCGCAAGUACAAACACAAGCGCCAGACGAACUCGACCGCCUGGCCGCCGCACGUCAUGACGCAGGUCGACAAGCUGCGCGCCGGCGGCUUCACCGGCGAGGGCCUGCGCUUCGGCAUCGUCGACACGGGUAUCGACUACACCCACCCGGCCCUCGGUGGCUGCUUCGGCCCCGGCUGCCUCGUCGAGUUCGGCUACGACCUCGUCGGCGACUCCUACGACGGCACCAGCGCGCCCGUCCCGGACAACGACCCAUUCGAGGACUGUCUCGGCCACGGAACGCACGUCGCCGGCAUCGUCGCGGCCACGGAGAACCCCAUGGGUUUCACCGGCGCGUCGCCGGGCGUCAGGCUGGGCGCGUACCGCACCUUCGCCUGCAACGGCCUGACGUCGGGAGACGUCAUGCUGGCGGGCGUCAUCAGGGCCUUCGAGGACGGCAGCGACAUCAUCACGGGUUCCAUCGGGAGCCCCAACGGGUGGGCCGGGGAGGCCUUUUCUGUGGCCGUCUCGAGGAUCGUGGACGCCGGCGUGCCAUGCACCUUUGCCGCGGGUAACCAGGUCGGCGGCACCGAGGGCUUGUUCGGCCUCAGCAAUCCGAGCUCCGGCGACGGCGUCAUGUCCAUCUCGUCGUACCAGAGCGAAGGCGCCGACAGCGCCGGGAAGGUGUCGGCAUAUACCAGCUGGGGGCCUACCUUUGAGCUUGGCCUCGCACCCAGCUUCGGUGCUCCGGGUGGCGGCAUCAUGAGCACUUGGCCCGUUGCGCUUGGAGAGUACGCCGUGGCGUCUGGCACGUCCAUGGCAACCCCUCUCGUGGCCAGCAUCGUUGCUCUUGUCUCCCAGGCUCGCGGGACUAGGGACCCGGACUUGAUCAAGCGACUCCUGGCGUCGACGGCUAAGCCGAAUCUGUCCCAGAGCUACGGCGGAGAGGACUUCAGCGCCGGCCUCGGCCCGGUCGCGCAGCAAGGUGCGGGCAUGGUGCAGGCCUACGACGCGGCAUACGCAACCUCCAUCCUCAGCGUCGCCGGCAUCUCCUUCAACGACACGGACAGCCUCGUGUCCGAGACCUCCUUCACGGUCACGAACGUCGGGGACUCGGUCGCGACGUACAACGUCUCGCACGCCCCGGCCCUCACGGCCAUCACGCUCAGCGACAUCUACCGCCAGAGCACGCCCGGGCUCUCCACGGCAUACGCAACCCUGACCUUCGAGCCGGCCACCUUCACCCUGGAGCCGAACGCGAGUGCCGAGGUCAGCGUGAGCGUCGUACCCCCGCAAGGGCUCGACGCAGCAACUCUGCCCGUGUACUCCGGAUGGGUCGUCCUCAACGGCACCAACACCGACGACGACAUCGCCCUCUCCGUGCCGUAUGUCGGCGUCGCCGGCUCGAUGAAGAACGCCACGGUCCUCCCUUCCCACCGUCUUUUUCUCUCUCGCAGCGACGACGCGAGGAACCCGACGGUGCUCGCGAACACGACCUUCCAGGUCGCGGCCCCGGCCGCCCACCCGGACUGGGCUCAGCCGCUGCUCGAAACGUCGGAUCUGGUUCUUCCCCUGGGAGCGCUCCCCGACCAGUUCCUCUGGCUGGUGAUGGGCAGCGCGGAGGUUCGUCUCGAGGCCGUGCCGAUUGCGGCUCCUGGGUCCGAGCCGAACCCGGACGCGAAAGACAACGGCCUCGGUCUUGGUGUCACAAGCUUGGGGAAUGUGGCCGGGUAUCCCGUGCUGUUCAGGAGACCCAUCGGCUGGUUGAGCUCCUGGAAUGGAAACCUGGCGGAUGGUUCAUGGGCGCCGGCCGGGCGAUACCGGCUCAGCAUCUUUGCGUUGAAGCUCAUGGCGGAUAGAAGCGUCCCUGAGAGCUGGGAACGGUACGACUCUCCCGAGUUCAUCAUUCGAUACGUGCAGGCUUAG